AUGUCGGAUGUCCGAACUUCCUUCUACGGUUCUACUUGGGUUUCUUCGGGCGAUGUUCCUCCCGGACCUAGUGACGAUUCGCCGCAGCGACAUAGUGAUGGCGUAGCUGCUGAUCGCGGCGACGCAGGAGAUGGCCCUGUCUCUCAUGAUGUUCAUGGGGCAGGCGAAAGAGACGACGACUGGACCAGGGACGAUCCUUGGUCCAAGGGACGGAGUGGAGACCAGGCUGUCGCUUGGUGGGGACACUCCGAGUGGGGAAGCUACGCCCACUGGGAUUCUCGAGGUGAACCUUGGGACACUCGGUGGCAGAACCACGAGCGUGUCUGGCAUGAUCGGCGCCAGAGCUACGGGGGGACCUGGGGGUCCACCUCGACCGGGACCGGCUCUGUGCAUGAGAGCCCCUCGCGAGACUACGAUCAUCAAGAACAAGGCGCCGAGGCCUGGAGGACGCGUGGUGGUGCUGCUAUGCCUGGCGGAUGGCAGCCUCAGAAACUUGGCUGCGACCUGACCUCUGCUCCCAAGACCGGAGAGAGUGCCAGGGGGCCGUCCGAGAAGAUGGUGGUCCCUUCCUUCGCCGGGACCCUGGAAGCGGGGACCGAGGACAUCGGGGCCAGUGCGAGGUCCUACUUGAGGCAGAUUGCGGCUUGGCGCCGCAUGACGAGGAUCGACUCUUCGAGGCAGGCCUUGACUCUUUAUCAACACUUGUCGGGCAAGGCUUGGAUUGAUGCGGAGCGUCUCGAUGUUGACAAGCUCGCCGGCGAAGAUGGAAUGGAGUACUACCUGAGUUGGGUUACGGACAGAUACUUGGAUGUUCAGGUGACGCAGAUCGGCAGAUCCCUCGGCGACUUCUUCCGCCGACUCCGCCGACAACAAGGCCAGUCUGUCCGCGACUACAUGAGCGACUACGAUCGGGCGUUGGCGAGGUUGCAAGAAUGCGGGUGCCACUUACCUGAUAUUGCUGCUGCUUGGGUGUUUGUGGACAGGAUGGCCCUGUCCGAGGAGCAAGAGCUGAACCUCCUGGCGUCCGUCCAGAACGAGUACUCUUUGAAGCGUCUGCAGCAGGCGGCAAUAGUGCAGGACAGGAGCUUGCGCAAGCCUUGGGAGCCGAACAACAGCUCUCAACGCCAGGAUCGUGGAAGCAAAUGGUGGAGCUCUCGCCGCCCUCAGCAGGCGAAUAUGGCUGAUGAUGGCCAUCCUGACGAGGACGACCCCGGCGACCUCUUCCCGACGGACGACCAGUCCGAGUGUGUACCAGAGCAUGUGGCUGAGGAACUCUUUGAGGCCUUUAUGACUCAUGAAUCCGCAAAACAGAAGUACAAGGAGCUUAGCAAACUUCGAGGAGCGGACCCGGAGGGCAUGCGCCAACUCGCUGCUGAUCGCCUCCAGCAGGCAAAGAACAAGUCGUUCUGCUCAGGGUGCCGAAGGAGGGGGCAUUGGCACAAAGACCCUGAAUGUCCCUUGAAUCAGGGAGGCGGGAACGGUGCUAUCUCUAAGGGUCCGAAGUCGUCACCUCCGAAUGCCAACAAGGACGACGUGCCGAAGACCAGCUAUGCUUGCCACUAUGUCUAUGUGACCUGGGAUCUGGACCAGAAGGUUGCCACCGCCAAUCUGACCGCGAUCACCGACACGGCCUGCUCGAGGAGCGUGGCGGGGGUGCCAUGGAUCGAGAAGUACAUGGUCGAAGCCCGGAAGAUCGGUUUUGUGCCUGAGACGGUGAUGUGCAAGGAUGCUUUUAAGUUUGGGGCAAGCCGCAUCUUUGAUUCCUCCUACGCUGUCGUGUUGAGCUUUGGAGUGGGAGGCCACUCUAUCUUGCUUCGUGUGGCAGUGGUGAACGGGGACGUCCCUCUCUUGAUUUCGAGGCCAGCCUUGGGGCAGCUUGGAAUGAUCAUGGAUGUAGCGGCCAACAAAGCUUCUUUUCGCAACCUCGGUGUCCAGGAUCUCAGUCUUUUGUCGACGGACACGGGCCAUCCGGCCCUCCCCGUACAGCCGUUGACUGUUAGCGCCGCGGCCAUCAAGAGCUGCGAUUGGCAGGACCGCGAGCUGCUGAUUGUUCCGAAGUCCCAGCAAUACACGGCGUUCAUGACAGUGCAUAGCUGUGAGCCUUCAGAUGAUGAUGAGAGCGCAUGUCGUGUCGAAGCCCCUCCUCUUCUCCCUGGUCUGUCGGUCAACAGUGCAGAAAGUCCUCAGGUAACUACAAGCCCCAAGGUGUUCUAUCCGAAGAAGAUCAGCAUUGAAGCCUCCAACCUUCUUACUUCAGAUAAGAUGAAUCCAACAAGUUUCAUGGCGUGGUGGUCCCAAACAUCGAUCUCCAACGACUUCUGGAUAGAGGAUGAGUUUCAGCUGCACCGUAUUCAUGUUGUCCCUAGGCGAACCUUCUUUGAUCCCCGCGGUUGGGCCACUUCAAAGGGCGAUCAGAAGUCUGCUCUUCUCGAGGCUCUGGGCCCCUCCCGUGUGCGGCUUCGCUCCAACCUCAUGGCCUCCAGUGCCCAGCUUCUGACGGCUCCCGUGGUGACCAAGAAGAAAGGGCUAUGGGAACUACGCCGCGAGGAGUUGAUCGCGGAGGCGAACGCACGCGGGCUGAUGACUCACCCGAAGUGGACGGUGCCCGAACUGAGGAGCAUCAUUCAGGAGGACAUGAAGAAGAGCUCGGCGGCAUCAUCCGGGACCCCGUUCGAGGCGACCCCCCUGACCAAGAUGACUGUGAAGGACUUGGAGGAUGCCCUGGAGGCCUCGGGUAUGGCGGUGCCGGAGAAGGCCAACAAGGGAGUUCUCAUGAGGCUCCUCCGCGACCAAGGAGGUCUGGGCCCUCAGACCGUCCUCUCCUUCGGAAGGUUUCGUGGUCAGAUGUACCAGGAGACCCCGAUCUCGUAUCGACGAUGGGCAGUGCGAGAAGUCGCGGGGAACAACGGGGCCCAAGAGGAUCUGAGGAUGUAUGCGACAUGGGCGGCCAAGGCCCUCGAGGUGACGGACGGCUACAUGGCUUCGUCGACCCCGACUCCCUUUCCGGACUCCGAGGAGAGCGCGAAGGUACCCUACCACCCGGAAUCCUUCGGAGGGAGUUCCUGGGACCUGGUGCCGACGGGCGAGACGAACGACUACAAGAUCAAGUCCAAGGCGAAGGCGGGGACCAUCUUCAGUGGCACCAUCUUCGACGAGCCGCAUGGAGCAGGAAGUGGACCCGGAAGUCAUGGACGAGGUCCAGUACCUCCAGGCGAGACUGGCAGUCCUCCAAGACCGCCACGGGAUCCCGCCGUCCGGGAACCUGCCCUGAACUGCGAGUUCGAGACCGCCGCCUACACCGAUGCCGAGGUCUUCUAUGACCGUGAUGAUUUCGCUCCCAAUGCGAACCUUGGCAAGCACGGUGGCGGGAACUAUGAGGCUGGCAGGGACCAGCACUGUGGGAGCAGCAAAGUUUUGACCCAGGCCGACGGAGAUCGGCCUGAAGGAAUGAAGCUUCGACCUCUGAAUGUCAUCGCAAUCCCGUGGGACUACCCGGACUACCUGGCCGUGAUCUUCAAGCUUCUAGCAGCGGUGGUGCUACCGGAUGGUCUGGCAGUGGACUCCCUAGUCUCCGAGAUGGCUGUCUUUACGUUGGUGAUCCUUGUUCUCACGUGGCAUUCGACCAAGUCGUCGAGGAGGUCUACCUACAAGAUGAGUCCACAGGCAGUCGGGUUCCAGUUGACAGCUCAGGACGACAGCUCGAGGAAGCUGCUGCUGCCGCUCUCAAAGAAAAGCGAUUCUCUCUGGAAGUCCUACGUGAUCUACUACCUCUGA
Molecule: messenger RNA, 3774 nt
Organism: Symbiodinium sp. CCMP2592
Lineage: Eukaryota; Dinophyceae; Suessiales; Symbiodiniaceae
Source: the annotation of a GenBank genome assembly